This is a messenger RNA of Agrilus planipennis (emerald ash borer), 3384 nucleotides long. Its product is annotated as beta-1-syntrophin. NCBI's taxonomy places the organism in Eukaryota, Metazoa, Arthropoda, Insecta, Coleoptera, Buprestidae. The transcript has 6 exons. Bases 456 to 1946 code for a protein of 496 amino acids. The record is from RefSeq and is a predicted model, not a curated record. Gene Ontology annotation, molecular function: structural molecule activity; protein binding. Gene Ontology annotation, cellular component: dystrophin-associated glycoprotein complex; intracellular anatomical structure.
UUGAACGUGGCGCCGACGGUUGUUUCCGACGACGGCGUCGGUCCGUUUAAACGCAGAUGGCGCGUACAAGGCAGCAGGGUACCGUUAUGUAGGAAACAGCUGAUCAGAAACCUUCGGUUCGACGAAGAGCGAGGUUGUCAUAGAAACGGAGGGGGUUCGGAGCCGCGCCGAAUCAGUGUUUUGUGUGCUGAAACGCUGAAAAUCAAAUAGCGAAGGAAACAUUUUGUCCGUACCGUCGCGCCGGCUAUAGCACACCUUACGCGUGUGUUACGUGUACAUCCUGUCCAUGCAUCAUCGACGCCGAACAGUCUGCUACGGCGUCGCAUGUCGCAGUCAGUGAGAGAAAGCUCGGAUCGAAAAUUAACAUUCUUUCGUUAAAUAACGCGAUAUUCAAAUGGGAAUUUCACGACUCCGCUAUUUUCGAAACGAAACACAAAAAUAAUAAUGUAAAUAAAAUGUCGAACAAUUGUCUAGACGGGUUACAGUCACCGGGUUUCUACGGACGUUCCGGCAUUCUGGAAACGCACGUGCGGGGACAGUGGUACCGUGUUAUAGUGACCAUCGAGGAGGACUACCUCACCAUUACCCUCGACGAUGCCUGCGAGAACACGACGACCCUGAACGGCUCCCUGAACAAUAAUAUCGAAACCCCCGGAGGUUUCAGUGACACUGUGGACGUGCCCGAAUCCGUGGCGAAUCAGAAACGUCUAGUUAGGGUCGUCAAGUCGGAAAAUAAUGGACUCGGCAUAUCCAUCAAGGGUGGCAAGGAGAAUAAAAUGCCGAUCCUCGUUAGUAAGAUAUUCAAGGGGAUGGCGGCCGACCAGACGGAACAGUUGUACGUCGGGGACGCUAUUCUUUCGGUGAAUGGGGAAGAUUUGCGUGAGGCGACCCAUGACGAGGCCGUCAAAGCACUCAAAAGAGCGGGAAAAGUAGUAGAGCUUGAAGUGAAAUAUCUGCGGGAGGUGACGCCGUAUUUCAGAAAAGCGAGCAUAAUUUCGGAGGUCGGAUGGGAACUGCAGCGUGGCUUCCUGACCGGGGCUCCACCCUUGGUACGAUCGCCUCAGCGAGCUGACACCCGCUAUCUACCCUUACAACUUUGUCUUCUCGCCAGGGGAUUCAAAUAUCCCGAUCCAGAGGGCAGAACAAUCGAACUCCAUUCCCCAGACGGGGUUCACAGCUGUGUCCUGCGAGCAUCCGAUGCCAACGAAGCGGCAUGCUGGUUCAAUACCCUGCAUUCCGCGCUAGCAAUCCUUACCACUGCGGCGCUUCAUGAAGCGUCGCGAGUCAUUCCCGAUUUAAGGCACAUCGGCUGGCUAUUACGAAAACCCAGGUAUGAGGGAAACUUAUCAAGUUCGGAGAGUUCCGAAGAACUGGACAAAUGGUCUUCGGUGUUUGCUGCGGUGACGGACAGCGAGCUCCGUUUCUACGAGUGCGCCCCGUGGUCGUUGGAAGCGUGGCGGGCGCCUGCGGAGGCCUAUCCUUUAAUUGCGACGCGUCUCGUAGGAUCCGGAAAACGGACCGAACUCCCGGAAUUCAGCAUCCGCUGCGCCACGGCCGAGGGCGUCGUCACGCACAAACUACGCGCCGAAACGCACAGGGAUCUGGCGGCAUGGGCCAAAGCUUUAGUCAACGGGAGUCAUGCAAGCGCUGUCACGCAGAAGGAACUUGUAUGCAGAUGUAUUUGGAAAGGACGUCGAUGUCAGCUAGUUAUACAUUUCGAAAAUGGUUUUACCCUUUUAGAAGCAGGGACAGGAUCGAGGACGUUGUGGCGAUACCCUUUUGAUAGGUUAAAAAGUUCAUCUGACGACGGCCACCGGCUUUUAUGGUUGGAUUUUGGAGAAGAAAGUUCAAUGGAAUUGGACUUGGAGGGGAAUCCCAAACCCAUUGUAUUUAUACUUCACAAUUUCUUGUCUGCCAAAAUACACCGAUUGGGCUUGCAAGCAUAGUGUCUUCAAACGGAUAAUGUCAAUUAAACCAUUAAAACCACUCAACAUUCCUAACAGAAACAUGUUGCCGAAGUACUUUUUAAAAACAUUAACAAUUUAAUAAUUAAUAACGAAAAAGUACUCCCCGAUAUUCGAAGUGUACCUAGGUGGUGCUGUAUAUUAUAGUAAGAUGAAACGUAUUAAAAUUCUGUCCAAUCGUAAAAAUUAUUAUGCAUAAUAUGAUAUAUUAAAAAACCCCUAGCACAACGUCUUGUGUAACACAUAAUUAACUAAUUUAAUUAAUAAAUAAUAGGAGUAGCUACCGGAGAAAACAACCAAAAAUAAUAAUGAAACGACCAUGCAAUUCUUAUUGCGCAAGAAACUUAUGAAUCAAUAAGAAAAUUUGUGCCUUUGUAAGUUUUAUAUUUUAUAUGUUCCAAUACGAAAGUAGAACAACAUUAUUAUUGUCAUCCAUACAUCACAAUGGGUUUUAUGAUUUUUAUGGGUUUAUUAUGAUUAAGUAAAAAUAAGACUGUGUAGUGAUAUAUACAAUAGUUUAGAAACUUAGAUAAAACAAUUAUUAGAACUUUUCGGAAAACUACGAAUGAAAAUUGUACCUACCUACCACAAAAGUUUAUUAAACGUUCAAACGGUAAAGCUCCAAUAUUAAUACAAUAUCCUCUUGGGUGCCUCCUUGCCUUUUUGGAGUCUAACAACUCAUAAAAUUCUGUAGCAGUUUGAAGUUUUUGGAGAACGUGACUCACUCGAUCCUGUACUUCUGUGAAGUGCUUGUUGCUCUCUUUUUUAACGUAAUUAGAAAACAGAAAUUUAAGGUAGUUUCCAAACCUCAAGGGUUCUUCGUGCUCGUUAGAGGGUCCAGAAUCUUUCAAAUUGUUUACAGACUCAUCGUCAGACCUACUUCAUUUACUCAAGUAGUCAUUUGAAGCUCAAUUCGUAACAUAAUUUAAAUUGGCGUGUAAAGAGCGUAUUGAUAUUUGAUAAAAUUAUUAGGUACACAAUUUUUUACUGUAAUUGCAAAAGUUACGCAGCAUAUAAAGCAUUUUCUAUUAUUUAUUGUUUUCUUAUCUGCUUGAUUGAAGGCAAGAAUGGCACCCAAUUAAUUUAUACGUAGAAAUCCGAUUGCGCCACUAAAAAAGGGGAAAAAGUCUAAAUCCUUGUCUACUUCCCAAAUAGUGAAAUAAUUAGAGAAAAAAGAUUUAACUACUAAUUAGCCAAUUACUGACCUGGACUAGAAUAAUUAAAACCCAAGAAAAACUAAUUCUGGUUAGUUUCUUUUAGAACUUAUAGCGGCGCCAUAAAAAAACAUUGUCUGAGAAAACAUGGCGGUAUUGCAAUAGGCCCUCGGGGUCUUUCGUUUAGCACUACUUCUUGGGACACCCUGUAUACGAGGGUGGAUUGAUAAGUUUCCGGCCUAACCAAGAGAUGACGCCACUAGGCC